Hippocampus comes (tiger tail seahorse) is the source of this 1221-nucleotide messenger RNA. It is a transcript of the gene camkmt, whose product is annotated as calmodulin-lysine N-methyltransferase. NCBI's taxonomy places the organism in Eukaryota, Metazoa, Chordata, Actinopteri, Syngnathiformes, Syngnathidae. Gene Ontology annotation, molecular function: calmodulin-lysine N-methyltransferase activity. The transcript has 11 exons. The record is from RefSeq and is a predicted model, not a curated record. Gene Ontology annotation, cellular component: cytoplasm. The coding region runs from base 157 to 1086 and encodes 309 amino acids.
GAGGUUGUGAAUCUUGGACAAGUCACGCCAGUGCAGCCCGUCGUAUUCGCGUCGGUGUACAAAAAAAAAGAAAGAAAAUCACUUCGCCGCUGCCUUCGCCCGACAAUUUCACACGUUUAUCUGGACACGUUCCAACAGCGCUUUGAGAGGAGAAACAUGAACGAGGGCGCGUCUUGUGCCGCUAAUUCCCAAACGUCUCACGAUGGCGUUAAGACAGAUGUCGCCCGAGCCAGGUGGAGCCUUCUCAGACAGGUUUUGCGCGGGAAGCGGGCGGACAACCCGGAGGUCAAACAGGCAUCCGUCCGCAGGUUCGCCACCUUUGAGCUCUUCGGCAGGACGAGGCCCGCGUCCCACGAUUCCUCGGAAGAGCAAUGGGUGGAAUACAGAAGUGUUUUCUCUCCCGAUUACAGCGCCUUUCUCAGGGACAACCCGGGUCCGCUCCGAGUUAGCGAAGUGCUCAACAGCUUCGACAACACCGGCAAUGUCUGUGUGUGGCCAUCCGAGGAGGUCAUGGCUCAUUACUGCCUGCGCAACCGCCACAUGUUCAAGGGCGCUGUCUGCGAGUUAGGAGGAGGCAUGACCUGUCUGGCUGGACUCAUGGUGGCCGUGUGUGCUGACGCCAAGGAAGUGCUGCUGUCGGACGGCAACGAGCAGUGCGUCGACAAUGUGCGAGAGAUCGUCGAGAGAAACGAGCGAGCGGGCAAGUUUGGCUCAACGCACGUCUCUACCAGGGUGCUGAGGUGGGACCGGGAGCCGCACGUGGCCGCAUUCCAAGCCCAUUUCGACGUCGUCAUCUGCGCAGACUGUUUGUUUCUGGACCAAUACCGAAGCAGCCUGGUCGGUGCCAUCAGGAGAUUACUGCGCCCCAACGGCGUGGCCUUGGCGCUGGCCCCGCAGCGAGGCGACACCAUGGCGAGCUUCUGUCGGCUGGCCGGGCAGGCGGGCCUCCUGGUGGAUCAGCGCCGGCAGUACGAUGCGCAGGUGUGGGACGUGCAUCUCAAGAUGCUGCAAGAGGGCAAAGAGGCCUACGACGAGAACCUCCACUACCCUCUGCUCGUCACCUUGAGCAAAGGAGCUCAAGCUUAGUGAAAGCGAGGCGCCCGCCACCGACCCAGCUCGGCCUCGCCCUUGAUUCAACUCUGUGACCCGAUCGCGAGGCAAGUGAAGAUCCGUCUCAUCGCGCGUCCUCCUUCCUUUCGGACGCGGAAAAGAUUCCACCCA